AUGGCAGUACUGGGCUUCCACGUGGUAAUAUGCUUGAUAGCGAUCACUUUGAUAUCAAAACUGGUACAUCGAGCCAAUUUUAUUCAUCUUUUCAUCACUAAUGGGUAAAUUGAUAAUCGAAAUAGUUUUCCAAAAGAAUGCGAGUAAUUUUCAGAUUAUACCGGUUUCUAGCGCCUUCGAAUCAAGAGCUCAAAGCCCUCCUUCCACCGAGCAAAGAGAAGCUGAAUCAGAGAAAUCGACGGAAAAGGAGGUGCGGAAAAUUUGAAUUUUCUUGAAAAACCGUCAAUAUUCUGUGCAGAGAAGACGAAGCAGCGGAAGGUUUCAACGUGCCGAAAGCGUCGCCGUUCCAACUGCAUCUGAUCGCCGUCGACGUCAAGGAUCUCGUGCAAUUCGAAAUGUACACCUCGCUCCACUGGCUCUGCCUCUGCAUCCCCGUCUGUCUGACAGUCUACGCGCUCUCCGAACUCUACAACUACCUGCUUCCCGAGAAUCGCGACUUCAACGUCUCCAUCGUCUUCAUGCUCGUCAUCAUCAUGUUCGUGCUCCAAGUGCUCGCCGCACUCUCCUCCUACCUCGCCAACAACGUCGGCGAACGCGGAUUCAUGAUCUCCGUCGGCGCCGUCUACUUCCUUUUCUCGUUCAUUUUUGCGAUGAGCGCCCAUAAGAUUUUUGAUAUUCAGAUGUUGGAAGGUGGGCGAAUGUUUGCAAAGUUCCAGGAAAACCGUUAUCUUUCAGCCUACGACCAAUUGAGCACAAACAUUGCCGAAUUUGUGGAGAACGCCGGAGUAUUCGACAAUUCCACCAACAUUCGCGACUAUCGCCCCACAAAUCCACUGAUGAUGUGAGCAUUUGAGCAAUCUAGGGGAAAAGUUCCAUUAGACCGCUUUCAGUUUUCAUCAAAACACCAAAAAAAAUGCGAAAACUUGCUAUUUCAAGACUUUCAAAUCGUCCGCUUUUUCCAGGUACAUCUCCCUAUCCGUCUUCUUCUCGCUGCUCUCAGCGAUGCUCGUUUUCCCGAACUUCCGCUGCGCCAUCAUGUAUCUGAAAGCGGUAGAAUUAGACGGACGCGUCCGCAAGGCGCUCGACCACGUGGCAUUCCUCCUGCCUGCUUUCAUUCUCGCAUUCUACGCGAAACCCGUCGUUCAUCAACUUGUUCACGGUCCCAGGAAGAUGUAGGCGAGCUGUUGAAGCUGAAGGUAAAGCUAAUUCCGCCGUUUUUCAGAAUGAACUCGGAUCAACUGGACAUUGUCCGAAUCUACCUGAUCAUCUUCUGGGUGCUCACCAAAUUCAUCACCCGUGUCUCGCACCUUCAGGCACAUCUGAAUCUCUCCUACGAUAAGGUUGCCGAAAUGCAGGCGGAAGCGGGAAAAGUGAAGAAUUACGCGAUUCAAUCAAUGGUCAGUUCCCAAUUCAUCCAGAAGCCACGACCCCUUUUCUUGUGAAUUUCAGAUCUACCGCUAUUAUCGUUAUCUGUGCUGCGCUUCCCUUCAGUACUUUGGCCCCGCCAUCCUCGCCCUCCUCUUCGCACUUUUGCUCAAAACCACCGGAAAUCUCUCGUGGAUCGGCGCGCCUGCACCAACUUCGCCACCCGAUUUGAGCUCUCUGGCUCUCAGCGGACCGAUCCGAUUCGUGUUCGACGCGUCGAUCUGCCGCGCCUUCUUUUCGUUCCUGCUCGUCGUCACGCUUCUCAUCAACUUCACCCUCCAACUCUUGGGCGUCGCCUAUCACUCGUACUUUGUGGGCACCAAAACAAACUAG
Molecule: messenger RNA, 1758 nt
Organism: Caenorhabditis sp. 36 PRJEB53466
Lineage: Eukaryota; Metazoa; Nematoda; Chromadorea; Rhabditida; Rhabditidae
Source: the annotation of a GenBank genome assembly